Messenger RNA from Lytechinus variegatus (green sea urchin), 8710 nucleotides. Its product is annotated as histamine H1 receptor-like. The transcript has 2 exons. Gene Ontology annotation, molecular function: G protein-coupled acetylcholine receptor activity; G protein-coupled serotonin receptor activity. NCBI's taxonomy places the organism in Eukaryota, Metazoa, Echinodermata, Echinoidea, Temnopleuroida, Toxopneustidae. The record is from RefSeq and is a predicted model, not a curated record. Gene Ontology annotation, cellular component: dendrite; plasma membrane. Gene Ontology annotation, biological process: chemical synaptic transmission; G protein-coupled receptor signaling pathway, coupled to cyclic nucleotide second messenger. Bases 668 to 2701 code for a protein of 677 amino acids.
AAAACGUCUAGCAAAGCCGUAUACGGUGUAGUUAAUGAGACAAACCUCAAUCGGUGUAUUGGAUUUUUUUUGCGGACAGCGCCUCCAUACCAUAUAUACAUGUUGUUAGGUAUUGUUGACUCGAUAGUCAAUUGUUUAUUCAACGGAACAAGUGGCCCCAGAGCGAGUUCGAAAAGCGAUGCUAGUCCUCGCUCUUAUUUUGUGACGAAAAUAUUUGGAUGUUCAGUAUAUUUUGCAUUCGUUUCGGGAAUUAAAUUGUUAUAUACUUCAACACGUCAAGACGUCCACCUGGUAUUGAGUUGACUUCUUAAGUAGUUGCGUGAAAAUUGAAUGACUAUCACGAUGGAUUUUAUAAUGAGGAUUUGCUUUGCUAGCUACAUCGAUGACCAGCAGUAGCUAAUCAGCCUAGAAUUGUUCCCGUGGUGAUACCACGACGUCACGAGGAGCGACCCCUCUUCGCUGAUACUACAUGGAAGAAUAACUAUGCCAUUCCGAUGAAACUUUAAACUAGCUAUAAUUCAGAUUGUAAGACGGUUAAGAAACGAUAAUCGCGUUUCAUUAAGUGGCUAGAAUGACUGAAGUUGCCAUGUCGAUGUGAUUCGCAUAUGAAAUGGAUACACGCUGAUGCGAGUUCUCUUGUGGCAACCCCGUAAGAGAAACGUCCAAAAUGGCGUCUGGAUUAGGAAAUAUAGGCGAAACCUAUCUGAACAUCGACCAUGCUAGUAAUUCUCCUCUGCUGUUCGGGGAGGAGGACUACAGUGGUUAUUCUGGGUUCCCCAUGAACGAGAGCAACUUUAACGAAAGCACGGUGUCAUCUGGCGCCGUCAAGCUCCCUCUGGAAGUGAUCAUACCGAUAGCUACUGCCAUGUCGUUCGUAAGCCUUAUCACAUGUAUCGGCAACGCCCUUGUAAUUGUUGCGGUGCGGACGGACAGAAGACUUCGAACUGUAAGCAAUUACUUUAUUCUCAGUCUAGCUGUUGCUGACCUACUCAUUGGAACCCUCGUGAUGCCGCUAAGUAUUAUCUACUUCGUGGAAGGUCAAUGGCUACUUGGACUCAUCGUGUGCCAAACAUGGUUAACCACCGACUACGUCACCUGUACGGCUUCCAUUUUCAAUCUAUUUAUUCUCAGUCUCGAUCGGUACUGGUCCAUCAGCUCGCCGUUGAAAUACAUGAAGAAAAGAACGCCACGCCGUGCUAUGCUCAUGAUAAGUUUGGCGUGGUGUCUCUCUUGCGCAUGGAUCGUACCGGUCUGGGGAUGGCAUUACUUUGAACGGGAUGGAAAACCAAGGGCUGUUCCGUCCAACGAGUGCGACACGGAAUUCCAUGCAAAUAUAAUAUUCAAAGUCCUGACAGCAAUACUUAAUUUUUACAUUCCGCUAGUAUCCAUGCUAUUCGUUUACGGGAAGAUAUUUUAUGAAAUCAAGACAAGAUCAAAGAUGUGCGUAGGGCAGAGGUCGAGUGGAAAUAAGAAGUAUUCGAUCAGACACUCUGCUCACAUGAUUCCGUUACCUGUAGCGGUAGAUGUUUGUCCAAACACCCCUUCGAAUGAGGAGCCAGAAGAAGUGGAAGAACAAAAUGCUUCAUGGAUACCUGACUUCGAUUCAUUAAGUACGAGUAAAGACACCUCGCAAGAAUAUGCCGACCAGAGCGAGUCGUGUCCGCCAAACAUCGCUGCUAAACGAAUAAAGAAAGGAGAGGUUGAUCAUCAGUUGAAAAAUAUCUCACAUUUAACAUUGGCAACAAUGGGUCUUGCUGGUAUAGUAGGUCCCAGUAUGAUGGGAGGAGUUCCUCCUGGGCAGCGGAUACUUAAGAGAAAAAGAGCAGAAAAAGAUUCACUUGCCAUUAAACAAGUAAAAAGAAUUCUACCUGACGAGAAUAACAAACAUAGGAUAGAAACAAUUGUUCCAAUGAUAAAAGAACCGUCUAUUAGUACUUCCAGUGGUCCUGGAGAUAUCCAGACGGAUGGAGAGGUCAUUCAAAUGAAAGAAAUCAAUGGUAAUGUAUCAGAUAAUAAGUCUAUAUUGAGACAAGGAGAAACGUAUUUAUGUCCCGAUCGUGCUCCAAAUGGGACGACAAAAAGGAGGAUAUCAUUUACUGUUGAUUCUGUCGCAUCCAAAGAAGAACUUGAACCAUUGCGUAGAAACUCUUACGAUGAGAGGAAAACAACAAGUCCAAAGUAUAGGGGCGUUAGGUACAACAAAGAGAGUUCAAGUCCUACUCAUCUACUUCCAACUGAUAAUGUCAGCCCGGAUAAUUUAUCUCCUAGUCGAGCAAAACCUAAACCUCAAGUAAAGAACGGUGGAAUCGCGGGUCGAUUUUCAUUUGCAAGAUUUAGUAUUAGACAUGGAAAGACGAGCGAGUUCUUACGGGACCGAAUCCGACGUUUCUCGUUGAACAAAGAAAGAAAAGCUGCUAAGCAAUUGGGUAUUAUUGUCAGUUGUUUCAUCACCUGUUGGCUACCGUACUUCAUCUCAUUCAUGGUCAUUGCUUACUGUCCAAAUUGUGUUGACCCGAAUGUUCACUAUGCUCUGAUAUGGCUGGGCUACUUGAACUCAACCAUGAAUCCCUUUAUAUAUCCAAUGUGCAACAGUAACUUUAGGAAAGCCUUCAAGAAAAUUUUUGGCAUCACUUCCUGUAGAUCUUCGACUAAACCCAAACCCCAGACUAGAUCAAUGUACAGAAGACCGAAAAACAAAUAGCUGCUUGCAAUCUUGUUCAGAAUUGUUUUUUCCGCAUUGAAGUGCCAGUAAAAAUAUACAUAGACAUAUAUUUUGCAAGGUAAUUUGAUUCAUUACUAUUAUGACAUACAAUUGAAUCGGGUAUAGUCUUGUAUGUAACACAUGUAUAGGAGUAACAAAAUUUUACAUUAAUUUCGACUGGAAAUCCUCAUAAAACGAAUGCCACUAUGAAAGGUAAUACAGAUGAUAUAGUUAAGAUGCAAAUUAUUGUUUGACAGUUACACAACAUUUUCAAGUAAUUUCUACUGUGAUCAUGGAAUUCACUGUUCCUCAAUACCUGUCAUAAUUCUAAAUGUAUUUUAUUUAUCAAUUCGCUCGUGUGUGUUUUUUUUGUUUUCUUUUUAGUUUAGUAUUUAUUGUAUAGCUUGCCAACUGGAAAUCGGUUAUUAAACCUGUCGAUUUUGAAGUCUAGAUAUACUUUUAUAGAAUAUUAUUAAAAUAUCCUAUAUCUUCACAAUCAUGCAAAUAGCAUGUUAUCAAAUUCAAUGUUAAUCAACUUUGAGAAUGUGUUGGAUUAAUGUAAUGCUAAAUUUCACAGAUAUGUUACAUGGAACGACAGUGUAUUCAACUUCCAAUCAAUUCAUCAGAAUCCUAUUCAACUGACUGAGAGGUGCUUUGAAGAAAAUUAUCAUUAAUCACUCGAUAUGAAGUUCUCGAAAAAUAUGAUUGCCUUUACCAGUAAUUCCAUUAACCGAGCUCCUACAUUUAUAUGAUUUUCUUAUAAAAGACUCCCAAAUAAUCACUAAUAUGCAUAGAUCGUUAAAAAAUAAAUUUGAAUUAUAAAAACGACUUUGAAAAAAUAUAUAUGCAUUCUUCAGCAAAAUAUGUUCAACAUUACAAAUUAGGAGACCAACAAUUAUUUGAAGUACCACGUUUCGAACCACAAACAAGACUGAAGUGUCAUUGAACGAUUUUCAGUGAUUUUCACCCUAGACUUCCUCUUUAUUAAGAUAUAUCAGUAUAGCUUACAAAUGCUGUAACUAACGAAUUGCUUCGCGAAAUAGUCCAAAAUAACCAUAAACCUGAGGUGCUAAAGAUAAAGGCGCAAUGGAAUUGAGGGCAUAAGGGAGACACGACAUCGUCUCCAAUCAAAAGAAUUGACUACGAACAAGACAGACUUUCCUAGUUCCACGAUCCUUUUUGGUGAAUGACGGAAGUAUCAUUGACUGUUAUCAAACAAGUAAGAUUUUUUUCUACUGACCAUUAACGAGAUACCCCUGACCUGUAUGAAGCACGAAGAGACCUACUAUAACAACAUUGUUAUGUCUGUAAUGUCGUAUAGGAAUUAGUUCAGAUUUGACAGAAAGUGCUGUGGCGCAGUGGGCAGGUUUUCGAAUUUUGAACCACAGAGUUUUGGGUUAAAAUUCUACCACAGCGCUCGUGUUCUCUGGCAUGGUGUUUCUCUACAUUUUCCACUUUCCAGUUGUAGUAAAUAGAUACCUGGUAGGCAAAAGUUCCUUGACAAAUAGAGCGCCUGGUCUAGGUAUGCGUGCUAAAGCCGGGGUAAUGGUAUACAGCUAGCGCUUCUUAUAUUAAAAAAAAUGCAUUUAACUAGCGCUAAACAGUUAUUGCAUGUCAUUAUCGUUACCAACAAAUCGGACGGCCGGGCAUCUUUCUUAGAUACAUAUGGCAAAGAAUGGAUGACUCCGAGACUAUGAGACGGACGCUCUCGAGAGUUUUCUCUGAUAUGACAAAACAGGGUGAUAUUCAUCUAUAUACUAAUAAGAAGAUGUUUCUGAUCUAUGGUCUAACUGAAAAUGAGUGAGAUACUCAUAGACUCAAUAAUUUUCUCUGAGUUUACAAAGAAAUAUAUGAGAUUUACUGCGAAUGAGACAGACGUUCUUGAUCUCAAGACGACUAUUGUCCAAGCUAGCCCAUCUGGGGUGAAAUGACACACUUUAUAGGAUUAAAACUACCAUUUAGUACCAAGUAACUCGAGUGCUAUACCACGCACUUGAAUGUGACAUAACUCAUUACCUCGUCACACAAAGAUAUUCCGCAUGCUAUGUGACACGAAUAAAUAAAAAAAAAACAUUAACCUAUUAUCUAAAAUAUUUAGGUCCACAUGUAUCAUUUAAGGUUACCUGGGAGUCCCUCGACCCAAAAUGACCCGUGGGUGGGACGGAUGUUUCCAUGGUUUCCGAACCAAAGAAUUCCAUCUGUCUUCACAAAAGCACUAUUGACUCUGAGACAGGAUAAGACUGACUACGAAUGAGACGGAUGUUCCUGGGUUUUUUUUUUUCAGAUUUUACCAAGACUUAUUAUUUUAAUCACGACUGAUUACAAAUGAGACCAACAUUUGCUAUCCGAUGAACUAUUUGAGUACAAUGAAGUCAAAGACAGGACUACCAAAGACCUAGACGUUCCUUACACCCAACUUCUUGUCUAUUGACGGAUGUUAGUCGACUGCUGACGAUACAAACGUCCCCACUUCAUACAAUUUCACGAUCGAUUUGACAGAAGCAUUAAUGAGACUGACUUCCAUUGGGACUGAUGUUUCUUGGCUCUCAAACAUUCAUGACAAUUACAUGAAGAUGUGUGAAUACUAUAAUAGCAUAGAGCUCCGUAAUAGCUCUAUGAUAAUAGCAACUUUGACGCUGUUUGUAUCACACAGAUUUUAUUUAAUGCAGAACAAUCACGAGGCCGAUACCAAUAAAACUGACACACCUGGGGCUGUGAUUCUUUUUAAGCCAUAAGCAAUCUGGUAUAGACUGACGGCUAUAGUGAAUAACUUCACUGAUGACUUUCUGUGUGGGUGUGUGUGUUCAUGUGCUUUUUAACCCAUCGAAUUACAAUGAGUAGGCAACGUUAUUAACCAAAACCACGAACGAGAAAACCCGGAAUUGCAUCUGUAGGAUACUGGUGGCUUCUUGUGACCGACGCUCUGUACAUAUCUCUUUAACAGACGGAACAGAGCUGAUGGCAAUAUUACAUAAGACCGAGUUGCUGUUGGUGUCGACCAUUUUACCAUUCGUAAGACCUGACUUUGAACACGUUACUCUAUACUGAGAUUUGAACACUUAGUAAGGUUUCAACAUGGUAAUAAGUCAGACGGCUGACGCUACAUGACACAACGAGGAGAGAAGGUAAACAUAAUUAUCAUUAAUUGAAAAAAAAACAUAAUUAUGAUCAGUCUUUUUCCAAUCACAAUAUACAUGAUAUAGUAUCAUGCAUGUUAAAAAUGUUUUUUUUUUGAACGAUGUCCAAACUGUUAUAUUACCAUAUUCCACUAAAACUAAACUUCUUACACACCAACAAAAAAUAAUGUUUGUAUUUUUGAUAAAAUAAACUUUGGCCAAUGUCAAAGACACGGCACAAAGUUGUAUUUCUCAUAGAAUGUUAUGAUGACAAUGUGGCCGACCAUAAUGACAAGUCGACUUGUACAUGGAGUAAAAGAACAAUGUAAAUGGAAGGACAAGGACCAUUAAUACUGCCUUUAAAAUGAUGUUGCAAUUUGGGAGCACUUAAACAUUAUACGAGAUACUAGACGGGUAAGAUUUGUCUGGUUUUAGAUUAUUUUCCUGACUUUUAGACGACCAGUUCCCAUUCGACGACAUUAAAUUGACCAAACGCUGAUUCUCGGUGAUAUGAAAAUCGAGGCGGACAAACUGAACAAUAUAGAUUCUGCUGCAUUAGCAUGGUUAAGCUUUCAGAUUCACGACGGUCGAGAAUGGAGCCUAUAUAAGAGAUGAAGGGUGAUCAAAGUUAACAGGUUAAAAUAUACAUAGACCACCAUGACCACGUAGACCUAAUGCAGAGUUUCUAUAUACGAUGAACGAUUACUUCAUAAAGACUGAUCCAUAUGUAUACAUUUGUUUCAACUAAACUAUCGCCAAUUAGAGUAACUGGACGACGACGAGACAUUAUUACCGUGCUUAUCGAACAAGUUUGCUUUGUCAUGAUGUGUAUGUUAACAUUAACACAUUUGAGGAUGCCUUUACACUCCUUAGACAUGUUAGAAGACCCGUACAUGACUUUGCGCCCAAUUUUUUUUAUAGUUUAUCAUUGGAUAGCCGUUUGUUGUAUGGGAUUGUACCCUUUGACAUCCAUUCCAUAUUAAUCCCACUACGUGGCCGUUAACUUGUUUGCAUAAUAAGAAAACUAUUCACCUUUGAUGUAAGCGAGGAUUUUCCGCCAAUCGUCUACACAUUAUUCAUAGCUAAAUGUCAUCGCUGAUGAGUUCAUGUUUUCAAACUUUUAUUUUGUCUCGAUCAUCGGGAAGAUGGGCACCUGCGGCUCGUAAAAUGGCAUUAGAAUAUUGAUAAAAUGUCUAUCAAGACUUGGCAUUAUAAGAACAAAGUAUAUUGCAAUAACCAAGUAACAAUAACAUGAAUAGGAUAAAGAAUAAAUUGGGAAAUCUAACCUGACCUACAUGUAGACAUAAACGGCAAAACAGCACGGUAAACAUUCAUUAUUCGACUGACUUGCGCUACGUCACACUUUCCCUAGAAAAUAGCAGUAGUAUCCAUGACCAGUAAUCGACGCUUACAAUAUUGAUGGAUUGUACUGUAUUGUAAUUGAUAUACAUUAAAAUACGGUAUAAUACUUUCGGAUAUAAUCAUGCAGAUAGUCUUCACUGGUUCUCCGACUGACGAUAGAACUUUAGUACGAAAUUUGAUGGAGACUCUCGCAAAAUGACCACUAGAAAGUCCCUCGAGAAGCUAGAGACGCUAGAAUUAAACUAAAGGAAGAUUCUUUUAUAACAUGACCACCGACAUAAUUAUGACCCGAUACACACAAAUAUGACAAUGAAAUGUGACGAGACGAUGCUACAAUGACUUAAAGUUUGACUGAAGUACUACCAGCCAAUGAACCAACGGCUUUUGAGUCAGAUACCUAGUUGGGGUCAACAUGACCGAUGCCCCUUAUAUGGCAUCGAUAUGAUUCAACAACGAAAACAACUGUGAAGGACGUAUUAAUUAUUGAUAUAUAUUUAAAUGUGACAUGUCUACAUUGACGAGUCAUAUAAAAUAUAUGUAUUAAAUACUAAAUCAUUUUGUUAAGCAAGAAGGCAAUUUAAAUUCCAUAUACCAAUGCACAAAAUAUUAUUCUCACAUUAAUUUCAUAUGGUACACAGGACUUUAGUCAGGAAUAUAAUAGCAAUACGACCUUAAACAGGACACAAUGGCUUUAAACUUUUAAGAGUAAUCACGUAAAAAGAUAAUUGCCUUGCAUUUCAAGCUAAACCUUGAAAUCAACCCCAAGUUACUGCCAAUAAUAUACUAAUGAGAACCCUUUGGGAAAACGACAAAACUAUAACGAGACGAAGCGACGAUCCCAGUGAGAAAAAUUACAAUGAGCCCACCUAAAUCGCAUGUGCAGGACGCUUGGAAAUACAUUGGGUUCGGCGACAAGUCAGAGACGUUAUGUCAACUAACAAUAAAUUAUUCGACACAGUAAUACAAAAAUCUGGAUAAGUUGACCGAAAAGGACACGGGUCUGUAUUCAAACCUCUAGAAUGCCCCCCCCCAAAACCAAAAAAAAGUCAAAUUUCCCAAAAGGUUGUAGUUGGGAUUGAAGCUGACCAUGGACAUACGAAGAAAGACUUUACCCGAGUUCCAGACUACCCCUCAUGAGACCAUGGAUCGCAAAACUGGACAGAAUACUCUUCGAUUGUUUCUUGGCCAAAAAUAAUAGCCCAUUACACAUGUCAUACAUAACGGUUUACUUCAUCAUUUGACUCCUCAUCCCAUGUUAUUUUGAUGUAAUUUAGUUUUUAAGACUCCUAAGGAACUAUUUGUUCUACGUAUAUUACGCAUGUUAGGGAAUGCUCUACUCACCAUCAAUGCCAAAACAUUCAAACCUACUAAAUAAGUGGGGACUAUGCAUCAACACCACCACCACCACCAUGUCACCAACAGCAACCACUAUUUAUACUACAGCUUUUAAUUAUCGUAACUACUACUACCACUAGUUGUACUUCUACUACUAGUAGUACUACUACUACCGCUAAUUUUACUAUACUACUAC